ACAAUAUUAGAGUUUAAUUACCCCAUCAGAGGAAAAAAUUAAGGGAAAAAAAAAAGAGAGAGUUCCUGGCUCUUAAUUAAGAAGACAUUAACUAAGGGAAACAUUUAUAGUCCGAGGAAAUAUAACACCUUUUAAGGAAAAGAAAUGUGAAGCUUUUGAUCCUCUCUCCUUUGAUGCCACCCCAUGGAGCACAGCUCGAAGCUCGUCGAAAACCUCACGAGCUCCCAGUCCUUACUUCUCUCCGAUCAUUUCGACCAUUAUCAGAAAUCACAGUCGAAGAUUGUUGAGACUCGGUCUGGCACGAUGCAUGAGUUUCACGGCCUCGAUCAGCUCCAAGUGGCUAAUAUCUCAUCUCCAGUUCCUCCCUUCCGAGCUAUGCAGAACCCAUUAUUGCCUGAAAUCCCUCCUGAGAACUACGGGUUUAAUGGAACCACGAUCGACCUCGACUUUUAUGAGAACAAGCCGUAUGUGGAUACGUAUGGCGGUGGGCAUGGCCAGGUGAUGGACAAUUUCCAGGGUGGUGGGUACCUUGGUAAUUUCACUGAGCGAACGGGUUCCUGUAUGGCCGGCCAGUACUUCAACUGUCAGUUGGACGUGAAGCCAAUGAGUUUCGUGGCCCCGGACGAGAUAUCGUGCAUCAGUGCUGAGAACGGGUACAGUUACCAGAACCAAUACGGCACGAGCAAGGCCCGGGCCCUGGCCUCAUCAACGGCUCGGAGGGCAUGCAAGAGUCGUACGAAGUCCCAUGUGGUCAAGGGGCAAUGGACCAUUGAAGAGGACCGGCUUUUAGUUCGGCUCGUGGAACAGUUUGGGGUGAGAAAAUGGUCCCACAUCGCGCAGAUGUUGCCCGGUCGUAUAGGCAAGCAGUGCAGGGAGAGAUGGCACAAUCAUCUUAGGCCAGACAUCAAGAAAGAUAUAUGGACCGAGGAGGAGGACAUGAUCCUGAUCCAAGCCCACACGGAGAUAGGAAACAAGUGGGCUGAGAUCGCGAAGAGGCUCCCUGGCCGGACCGAGAACUCAAUCAAGAACCACUGGAACGCCACGAAGAGGAGGCAGUACUCGAAGAGGAAGUGCCGGACGAAGCACCCGAGGGGGACCCUCCUGCAGGAUUACAUCAAGAGCUUGAACCUGGCCGACCCAAGGAAGCCCACCACGAGCGCAGGCGGAGCCAGUAGCGCAAAGACAUCGCAGAAAGAGGAGUCGAGUGUCCAUGAUAGGCUUGUCCCGAAUUACGAGUUCGAUGAGAUGCCCAUCCCUGAUAUGGCAUUCGACGAGGACAAGCUGUUCCAGUUCGACUCAUUCCUCGGGAUGGACACCACGAGCGAGAAUGAUGAGAUGGAGGUGGAGAAGAUGGUGGAUGAUAUGGUGAACGUGGUCACGGAAGAAGAGCAGGAGGAGGAGGAGGAGGAGGAAGAAGGGACGAAGAAGGAGGUCGACUUGCUGGAGAUGAUCUAUCAGGUUAAAAAGCAGUGAUAAUAAUUAUAAUGAGUGGAGUUUCCUUCCUCGGCUAAUACUAUCUUCUCAUUUUACACAUAUUUUUUUUUUUCUUUUUUCUUUUUUACUUAUAUUUUUCUAUGAGAUCACGAGAUAUUUAGACUGGCUACAAGAUGAAAGACAGGAAGGACUAUUUAACUUUGUUUCUUAUGAAAAGAUGAGACCGGCCAAUCUGAAUGAAUAAAUCCAGUCUCGUUUAUUUUGCAUAAUCCCGUGCAGAGUUCUGUGUUUG
Molecule: messenger RNA, 1726 nt
Organism: Punica granatum (pomegranate)
Lineage: Eukaryota; Viridiplantae; Streptophyta; Magnoliopsida; Myrtales; Lythraceae
Source: RefSeq, a predicted model, not a curated record